CGCCAGUUUUGCAUUCAAAACAUUCGAGUCGAGAUACCUAAUUCUUAUGAAAAAAUUCUUUAUAAAGAAAUACAGUUUACUGAUAAUAUUCAGAAGUGUCAUUGCUAAUAAAAAUUAAUCAAGUUUAUAUCUAUGUACAAUGAAUGAUAAAACAAAUAAGCAGAUUAUGAGUAACGUUGAUGAGUAUGGUUUCGAGAAGACAAAAGAAGAAAACGAAAUAAAAUCAAAAUAUUAUGAAGUGUUAACAAAGCGAUCGUUGAGAUGGAACAAGGUAUUUCCUGGUCAAAUAAUAGCUGGUCGACGUUUGAACAGAUUCAUAAGAAAAGGUAUUCCACUAAAUCUCAGAAAGAAAAUCUGGAUGAAAAUAAGCGGAGCUCAACGAGCAUUCGAACACAACAUGAAUUUAUAUCAACAUUUAUUGAAGUCACAAUAUCAAAAAGAGAUCGUUGAAGUAGUAAAAAUUGAUAUUCCUAGAACAUUCCCCGAGAAUAUUUACUUUGAAACACAUCACAGAGCUUUGUUUAAUGUUCUUGUGGCUUUUGCUCAUCAAAACAAAAGUAUUGGUUACUGUCAAGGUCUUAAUUACAUAGGUGGACUUAUUCUUAUCGUAACUAAGGAUGAAAAUGCUACAUUUUGGCUUUUGAAGCAUUUGAUAGAGAACGUUGCUUCAGAAUAUCACACAAAGACAAUGUUUGGACUUCAACGAGACAUCUUUGUAAUUACAGAAAUCAUUAAGAUGCGAGAACCUCUUAUUAACGAGAAAAUUAAUGAGAUUGGACUUCCAUGGGCUGUGAUUUUAACCAAAUGGUUAAUUUGUCUUUUCGCAGAAGUUCUUCCAGUUGAAACUGUGCUCAGAAUUUGGGAUGUAAUGUUUGCAGAAGGCUACAAAGUUAUAUUUCGAACUGCCAUCGCGAUCAUUUUAAUAUUAAAGGAGGAUAUUAUGAAAACUUCUGAUAUUACCGAGCUCAAUGAACUGUUUCGUAAUGUUUUUACAGACCCACGCAUGGUAAACUGCCACUCGUUUCUUCAAUUUAUGUUCACAAUUAAACUUAGACGUCGUGAUAUUGAAGAUUUGAGAAUACGCUACAGUCAAUAAAUCUUAUUAAAUAAGCAACCUUCUGUACCAGAUAUAUUUAAUGGUUGCAUAAUUAAUUCUAAAGAUUUUUAGCAUAAUUUUACAAUAUGAAUUGAUAAUAAUUUCAUCAACAACAAACAAAGUUAAUAACAAUUAGAUGGACUGAAUAGAUCAAAAUGUUUUAAAUAAAGAAAAACAUUUUUAUGAA
Molecule: messenger RNA, 1283 nt
Organism: Clunio marinus
Lineage: Eukaryota; Metazoa; Arthropoda; Insecta; Diptera; Chironomidae
Source: the annotation of a GenBank genome assembly